This is a messenger RNA of Cyclopterus lumpus (lumpfish), 3296 nucleotides long. RefSeq names its product sphingomyelin phosphodiesterase 4 (gene smpd4). Lineage: Eukaryota; Metazoa; Chordata; Actinopteri; Perciformes; Cyclopteridae. Gene Ontology annotation, biological process: glycerophospholipid catabolic process; sphingomyelin catabolic process; ceramide biosynthetic process. Gene Ontology annotation, molecular function: sphingomyelin phosphodiesterase D activity. The record is from RefSeq and is a predicted model, not a curated record.
GCGCACCGGAACACCACAGCGGUGACGUCAUCGACGGGUCGCUCCAGCACGCUGAUGGAGCUGAAGGCGGUUCAUGGAAAAGAAGUUAACGUUUGUACUUCCGGUCGCGAGAGGAGGCAGAGAGGCGCUCGCGCGGACGUGUACGGCUCCGCAAAGUGUUUCCGGUGUUAGCUUGUUGUCCGUUUGUGUCACUGUGCUUCGUUUAGCGAGCUUACAAAGUAAUGCUAAGCUAAGUUAGCUGCUAUCUCCCAGUGUUUACACCCCGCGGUCGGAUCCAAGAUGGCGGCUCCGACGUUACAGCAGCCCAGUUUCCUGCUGGCCAACCUCAAAGCGGAGUCCUGCACCAAGCCGCUGCUGCAGCGGUGCCAGGACCUGGUGAAGACCAUCGAGGAGUACCCGGCCAAGGAGCUCCAUGGGAUCCUCCCCUGGUUGGUGGAGAGCGUGUUCGGCAGCCUGGACGGCAGCAUCGCCGGCUGGAACCUGCGACUGCUGCACUCGCGGUGCUACGAGUACAACAUCGCCCUGGAGUUCCUGAACCCCAGCGGGCCGAUGAUGAAGCUCGUGUAUAAACUUCAAGCAGAAGAGUACAAAUAUGAAAUACCUGUCAAUUAUCUCCCGGGUCCCGUGAAGGCCUGCAUCCAGGAGGGGGUCCUCCCAGACUGCCCUCUGUUCCACAACAAGCUGCAGUUCCCCCUCUCGGGGCUGCUGACCCUGAACUUGGCUCUCAAUCCCUUUGAGUUCUUCAUGUUCCACUUCGCCUCCUGCCUCGUGACGCCGAAGAGCCACCCACAAGGCGCCCAAGGGGGCGUCGCCGACAGCGCCUACUUUGUGCUGGUGAACGCUUACCUGAAGUACUUCCUGCCCAGCGAGGGGAGCGUUCCCCCGUCCCCGUUCUCCGACUCCAGAGGCUCCGUCACUGCACCGUCACCCAGAUCUUCCAGUGUGUCUUUUGCUGGUUACGGCGUUCACAGCCCAAGUCUCCUGAAACAUCACAUAUUCCAUCAGCCGUCUGUGAACGCAGACCCGGCCGCCCAGGAGAUCUGGAGGUCCGAAACGCUGCUCCAGAUGUUUGUGGAGAUCUGGCUCCAUCACUACUCCUUAGAGAUGUACCAGAAACUACAGUCUCCUCAGGUAAAGCUGGCGCUGCUGCAGUACCGCCUCAGUAUGUCCAGCAUGCCGUGCCAACCCUCCGCCCCACCAGGCUCUGGGACCCUCCACACCUACCAAGAACCCUUCAGCCCGACGGAGGAGCACGUCCUGGUGGUUCGCCUCCUGGUCAAACACCUGCACGCCUUCUCCAACAGCCUGAAGCCCGACACGCUCACCUCCUCGCCCUCCGCCCACAGCAGCCCGCUGGAGGAGCUCAAGAGGGUGGUGGUGCAGCGCUUCGUGCAGCAGAAGCUGUACCUGUUCCUCCAGCACUGCUUCGGCCACUGGCCCCUGGACGCCUCCUUCAGAGCGGUGUUGGAGACGUGGCUGAGCUACAUCCAACCGUGGAGGUACACGGGGGAGGCCGCCGGUUCUCAGCCAGACCAGAACCGAACCGUGCCGGACAAGUGGGAGCCCUUCGUCCAGGAGAACCUGCUGAUGUUCACCAAGCUCUUCCAGGUGCUGCUGAACCGAGCCGUGAGGACGGAUCUGGUGAACGCCAAGAACGCCCUGAUGGUCUUCAGAGUGGCCAAAGUGUUCUCUCAGCCCAACCUCGCCGAGAUGAUCCAGAAAGGAGAGCAGCUGUUCCUGGAGCCGGAGCACGUCCUGCACCACCGGCAGCCCCGCGGCUACCUGACGCCGAGCCAGGGCGGCAGCUUCCUGUCCUCGCGGCAGCGGGUGGUGACCGACAUGGUGUUCCGGGUGAAGAGCCACGUCUACGCCCUGGAGGGCCAGGACUGCCAGUACAAGCAGAUGUUCGGCACCGAGCUCAGAGGAGCGGUCAUGAAGCUGAUCCAGAUAAUAGCUCAAGCCAGACAGACGGCCAAGAGGAUAUCGGACCACUCCAGCGAGGCGGCGGCCGGCGGCUCCUUCCUGUCCUGGUUCGGGAUGGGCUCCUCGGACCUCAACAACACGUUCUCCGGGGCCGAGCACGAGGAGAGCGGCGAGUGCUUGAAGAAGACCCACGAGUUCCUGGACAAGGCGUUGGAGAACCUGUGUCAGAUCUUCAAGCUGAACCAGGGUCAGCUGGCUCAGCUCAUCGCCAACCUGAGCUCCUCUCAGGACGACGGCAACGGCAAGCAGCUGCCCGACUGCAUCCAGGGGGAGAACGGGCCGAUUCUGACGGACCUGGGCCGCCAGCAGAUCAUAAGUGGACUGCGAAGGUUUGACAUCCAGUACCAAGGUGACCCGGAGCUGCAGCCCAUCAGGAGCUAUGAGAACGCCCUGCUGGUCCGGCUCUUCUACAGGAUCUCUUCUCUGGUCAAUGAGAGGUUCGGAGGGAACAUGAACGCCUGCUCCCGUCCGGACUUCCUGGGUCGUCUGGGCCGCCACUUCCUGGAGGAUCCCGACUCGUCCUCCAGGAAGUGGAAGCGCAGCCCGACGUCCCGCCGCUCGCGCUCCUCCCGGCGAGCGCGGCUGAGCCUGCGUCCGCUGGCGAGCUACCGGCUGCUGCUGCUGCUGCUCUGCUACGCGCUGGGAGCGGCGCUGGCCUUAGGCCCCGCCUCCAGCACGCUGCUCAUCCUCGCCGGCGGCUUCCUGUACGGACUCUUCACCGCGCUGUUUGGAGACAAGCUGAAAACACACUAAACUUUUAAAGGUUCACAACAUGCACGAGCCACAAAUAAUCCGUCUGUUCAUUAUUUUCACCAUUUAAUCUAAUUAGGUUUUUUAUUUGUUUAACUUCAGAGACCUGCCUGAAUGCAUUGUGACGUCUUAAUAAUAUAUUAUUACAUAUUAAAUGUGCCAUAAUGUAAAGACGGGGAAAACGUUCACUUUUUUUUAGAAGCUUAAAACGUGAAAAUAUUUUUUUGUUUCACUUUUAACGAUGGCUUCAAAUGAUUAAUCGAUUAUCAAAAUGUCACCAUAUUGAUUACCUGCCUGUGGGUGAGCGUGUUCUCUCGUCUCCAGAGGUCAGAGGUCGGACUCCGUGCUCAUGAGGAUAAUCCUGUUAGGAGGGAUUUCUGCUUCUUAAAGGGCCGGCGCUUGUGUUCUUGAUUUUAUGUUUGUCAUCAUUAAACCCUGUAAAUAACUACAGCGCCUGAAGCACAAACACUCAAUGUAAUAAAACUAUUUUCCUCUCGGUGAGAUCAGGAUGCUUUUUCUUUUUGUCCCAAAGACUCAAUAAACCGUUUGCACUUGUUUGUUAA